AUGAGCAUGGACGACCCCGUGGAGAUGAUCAGGAUGCUACAACAAAAGAUGGACGAGAUGCAGCAGUGCCAUGAGGCUGAACUUGUGGUUGUCAAGGCCGAGUGUGCGGCACGCAUUGCCCGGGAGGUCACUGGAGGUAAAGGAGAAGGAGAACAGGCGAAGGAGAAGGGAAAAGCUGCUGUGGAGGAUCACACCGAGCACACUAGUGGACAGGACAAGACCUGGAAACCAGCAGAGUCUGAGGCUGCAGGGAGCAAAGCCAAAUCAAUACACACAGAGAGCGCCGCGGAGGAUAGGCGGAUGGUGGUAAAGCCUGAGCCUUCGUCCACAUUAUCACUUCCCUUUAUCCAAGCAAUAAUGGACGUCCAGAUAUCGGAACAAUUCGUUCCGCCACAGUUUAAGAUAUACGAUGGGUCGACGGAUCCGGAGGCCCACAUCAAAACCUUUUCUAACGCGAUGGCGUUCAGAACGGGCAAUGACGCCAUUUGGUGCCGGGCGUUCUCUUUGUCAUUAGAAGGCGAGGCGCUCGGAAAGGACGAAACAUUGAGAGAGUUCAUGGAUCGCUACCGAAACACUGUACGACGAGUGAAGGGCUUGAGUCCAGAAUUGUCAUUACAUUACAUCCUACCCGCCCUGAAACCUAGACCGUUUAAGGACAACGUCUGUCGAAGGGCCCCCAAAACCAUGGAAGAGUUGCGAGAAAGGGCGGCGGACGAGAUAAGGGUGGAGGAGAUGAAACUGUCCUACAAGAAGGAGAGUCAAGAGAAUAAAGGAGAUAGAACCGAUGGCGAUAAUAAAUCGGGCGGUCAUUCAGGAAAGCCUGGGGGGUUCAAGCAAAGAGAACCGCCCCGGGGGCCGCGGUUUCAACAGUACACCCCACUGAACGCCCCCCGAGCCAAAAUCCUCCAAGAGGCACUCAGUGCGGAGUUAAUUCCAGUCCCUCUGAAGCGGCCUACCCCGCCGGGAGCAGAUGGAAACAAACACUGUAUGUACCAUAAAAACAUGGGGCAUACAACGGAGGAAUGUGUGACGUUAAAGGAUAAGAUCGAAGAGCUUAUCCGUGCAGGACAACUGAAGAAGUACGUACGGGUAGAUUGCCCCCAAGCGCCUGUAGAUCGGCCCAGCCCCCGACGGGCUAGUCCCCGAAAACCGGAAAGACGUAGGGGAUCCCGGAACGAGCAGUCCAACCGACAGCGCUCGGAAAGGCGGAGAAGCCGAAGUAGAAGCAGAAGUCACGAUCGUCCCCUGCGGGGACACAUCAAUACCAUAUCAGGUGGUUUUGUGGGGAGAGGAUCGUCUGCAUCAGCCCGGAAGCGUCACGUACGGGCCUUACAGUCUGUUCACUCAGUGGCGAAGCCCUGGCGAACGAUGCCUCCCAUCACGUUUUCAAACGAAGACUUCGACUCGCCUGACCCCGACCAGGAUGACCCAAUGGUGAUAACGGCCGAAAUAGCCCGAUACGACGUGAGCAAAGUCCUAGUGGAUCAUGGAAGCUCGGUGAACAUCGUCUACUGGAAAACGUUGCAGCAGAUGGAUAUUUCAGAAGACCUGAUCGUCCCCUACAACGAGCAGAUUGUGGGUUUUGCAGGCGAGAGGGUAGACACCCGAGGAUAUGUCGAUCUACGCACGAGGUUGGGAACCGGACGACACAGCGAAGAGAAGAGGGUUAGGUAUCUUCUGGUGGAGGCUAAUACUUCUUACAACGUAUUGCUAGGCCGCCCGUGCCUCAAUGCCUUUGGAGCUAUUGUAUCAACCCCCCACCUCAGCAUGAAAUAUCCUUCAGACAGAGGAACAAUCUGCACCGUUCGGGCAGAUUAG
Messenger RNA from Vigna angularis (adzuki bean), 1818 nucleotides. RefSeq lists its product as uncharacterized. Lineage: Eukaryota; Viridiplantae; Streptophyta; Magnoliopsida; Fabales; Fabaceae. Bases 1 to 1818 code for a protein of 605 amino acids. The transcript has 2 exons. The record is from RefSeq and is a predicted model, not a curated record.